Emys orbicularis (European pond turtle) is the source of this 3704-nucleotide messenger RNA. Its product is annotated as zinc finger protein 84-like. Gene Ontology annotation, biological process: regulation of DNA-templated transcription. The transcript has 13 exons. The record is from RefSeq and is a predicted model, not a curated record. Lineage: Eukaryota; Metazoa; Chordata; Testudines; Emydidae. The coding region runs from base 24 to 3704 and encodes 1226 amino acids.
UGCUGCAGAGAAGACUGGAGAACAUGGAGAACCUGCUGAAGAAUAGGAACUUCUGGAUCCUAAGAAUUCCCCCUGCUAGUAAAGGAGAAGACCCAAAGGUCCCAAUGGCGUUUGAUGAUGUCUCAAUCCAAAUUCCCCGGGAGAAGUGGGAGAAUUUGGAAGAGUGGCAGAAAGAGCUUUACAAGAAUGUGAUGAAGGGCAACUAUGACUCUUUGAUCUCACUAGAUCAUGCCAUUUCCAAGCCUGAUAUUUUAUCGCGGCUUGAACAAGGGGACGAGCUAUGUGCUGGGGAGCCGCAGGACUUGGAAGUGAGAGAGAUCCCUACAGAGUCUCCCACUGAUGUCAUUCAUGACUUUCCACCUGCCCCAGGUACUUCGGUCUCUGCCGGUCCCAGCACAGAAUCUCCCAUUUCUACCACGGACAUUAUGUCAUGGAUUAAACAAGAAGAGGAGCAGAGCAUACGGGCUCAAGCGAAUGCUAAGGAACGAGAAACGCAUAGAAGUACCUGCACCACAGAUGAUAGGAUCUUGGUCAAACAUGAGGAGCGUCCUGAGGAGAGAGGUCCUGUGAACCAGGAACUGCCUGUAACCUUAUCAGGAAGAUCAGAAGCAUGCGUUUUCCAGGUAGCCAGCUGCGAAAAUCAGCCCAACUCAGACAUGCAGGUCAUCUCAACCACAACCCCUACAGCAAACAAUCUGGGGGAAUCCACUCAAGGUGAAACAGAGUUUGGUCAGUUUCCAAACGUCACCGCCCAACAGGGAAGCCAACUGGGAGAGAGACCAUAUUUGUGCAGUGAGUGUGGGAGGUGCUUCAGCCGGAAAGACAUCUUCAUAUCACAUCAGAGAACCCACACAGCCGAGAAACCCUAUUCCUGCUCCGAGUGCGGGAAAAAGUUUGCCCAGCAAUCCAACCUGAACAACCACUUCCGGCUCCACACAGGUGAGAGGCUUUAUGUGUGUUCACAGUGCGGGAAGAGCUUCAUCCACCAGUCCAGGCUCACCUACCACUACAGAGUCCACACGGGAGAGCGGCCCUAUAUGUGCACAGAGUGCGGGAAGGGCUUCACCGAGCAAUCCAAAUUAACAAACCACUAUCGAAUCCAUACAGGCGAGAGGCCGCACACUUGUGCCGAGUGCGGGAAGAGCUUCAGUCUGAAGAUAAGCCUUAUAAUUCACCAGAGAAACCACGCCAAGGAAAGGCCUUAUGAAUGCACUGAAUGUGGCUUAAACUUCAAUUGUCACUCAGGACUCAUCAGGCACCAGAUGAUUCACACAGGGGAGCGACCCUAUAAAUGCACAGACUGUGGGAAAGGCUUCAUGCGGAAGGAGCAUCUUCUGAACCACCAGCGACUGCACACGGGAGAGAGACCCUACCAAUGUACGGUGUGCGGGAAAAGCUUCAUUCGGAAGCAUCAUCUUCUGAAACAUCAGCGGAUCCACACCGGGGAGCGGCCCUACCAGUGCGCUGAGUGUGGCAAGAGCUUUAGGUAUAAACAGUCGCUCAAAGAUCACCUGAGAAUUCAUAAUGCAGAGCAGGGGCCGCCGGAAAUUUCCCAGGGCCUUUUGCAGGAAAUAGAAACUGGGCUCCUUGAUGUUAAAAUAGAAAAUACAUGCCAGGCCGCGGCUCCCUCCCGGCUGCGCUCGCUCUGCUCCGGCCGGCAGCGGGGCCGGCCCGUGGCGAGGCGGCGCCGGGACUCUGCCCAGCCCGGAGCGGGAGCGGAGCUCGGCCGGGCCGGGCCCGCUGGAGAAGCCCCGCCCGGGGGGGCCAUGGCCGAGCGGGCCGCUGCCCAGGCUCCAGAAUGGGACGCAGAGUCAUGGUGGCCAAUGCCUGCGCAGCCACCUGCUGUCCCUGAAGAAACUUCCCUGAGAGAAACCCAGCUGCAAAGAGCAGAGAUUUCUUUGACUGUGGUGGCUGAAGUUCAAGCUGUAGAGAGGAAGGUGGCUUCUCAGGCUGCACAGUUGCUGAAUCUGGACGGGAGAAUGGGGACGGCUGAGAAGAAACUAGUCGGCUGUGAGAAAACAAUGGUGGAGUUUGGGAACCAGCUGGAGAGUAAGUGGGCGGCGCUGGGAACUCUGAUCCAGGGGUACGGGCUACUGCAGAGGAGGCUGGAGAACAUGGAGAACCUGCUGAAGAACAGGAACUUUUGGAUCCUGAGACUCCCCUCAGGCACUAAAGGAGAAGUCCCCAAGGGAUGGGAGAGUGCAGCCAAAUGGCAGAAGGAGCUUUGCGAGAACGUGAUGAAGGGGAACUUUGAGACUCUGAUCUCCCUGGACUCUGCGAUUUCCAAACCCAGCAUCCUGUCCCGGCUUGAACGAGGAGAGGAGCCAUGUGUUGAGGAUGAGCCGGAGGAGACAGAAAUCCGCAUGGAGCCCAGCAUGGACUCUCCGGUUCCUACACAUGAGAUUUCAUCCUGGAUUAAACAGGAGGAGGAGCUAUGUAUCAAGGAUCAGCAGGACUCGGAGGAGAGAGAGAUCCCUGCAGAUCUUAGAAUGGAUGUUGAGCUCACAAUCAAAACAGAGGAGCAAUAUCCUGAAGAAGGCCCUAGCAACCUAGAGCUCCCUGGGCCGUUGCCAGGACCAGCAGAGGAGAGAGCUUUCCAGGGUGCUGAACAGGAAGCGGCUGUUGAGAGUCCUUGCACUUCAAUCCGCUCUCCAGGUAACAACCUGGGGGAACUUACUCAGCAUGAAAGAGAACUCAAAACUGCUGCUGCCCAUCCCAGGGGCGAUGCAGGAAUGGCCCCCUAUGCAUGUGCCCAAUGUGGGAGGAACUUCACUCGAAAGGACAUGCUCCUGUCGCACGAGAGACUCCACACGGGUGAGAGGCCCUACAUGUGUGCUGACUGUGGGAAGAGCUUUAGGCUCAAGAUCAGCUUUAUGAAGCACCAGAGAUGCCACACCAAGGAGCGGCCCUAUCCGUGUAACGAAUGCCAGAAGAGCUUCAAGUGCCACUCGGCGCUCGUGCGGCACCAGAUGAUCCACAGGGGAGAGCGGCCGUAUAAAUGCGACCAGUGCAACAAAAGCUACAGCCGCAAGGAGCACCUCCAGAACCACCAGCGGCUGCACACCGGGGAGCGGCCCUUCCAGUGCGCAACCUGCGGGAAGAGCUUCAGUCAAAAGUUCGUACUUGUCUCGCAUCAGCGCAUCCACACGGGGGAGUGGCCCUAUAAAUGCACGGAGUGCGGGAAAGGCUUCAGUGAGAAAUCCAAGCUGACCAGCCACUACAGGAUCCACACCGGCGAAAAGCCCUACAGUUGCGCCCAGUGCGGGAAGAGCUUCCACCUCAAGAGCGGCUUAAAGCACCAAAGAAACCACGGCAAAGAGAAGCCCUACGAAUGCAGUGACUGCGGGAAGAGCUUCAAGUGCCAGUCGGAACUCACCCGCCACCGGAGGGUCCACACAGGGGAGAGGCCUUACAAAUGCACCAAGUGCGACAAAAGCUACAGCCAGAAGUACCAUCUCCUCCAGCACCUGCGCGUUCACACGGGGGAGCGGCCCCAUCAGUGCAGUGACUGUGGGAAGAGCUUCAUCCGGAAGGAACAUCUCCUGAAACACCAGCGGAUCCACACCGGAGGGAGGCCUCACCAGUGCAGCGAAUGCGGGAGAAGCUUUCAAUAUAAGCAGUUGCUGAAAGACCAUCAGAGGGCGCAUAGAGCGGAGCCAGAUCACCUGGAGGCUUCUCCAAGGACUGAAGCCUGGGUUCCUUAA